UCGUCCCUCGCGCCGGCUCGUGGACUGGUUCCGGGGUUAGGGUUCACGGGUCAGAGUUGACUCCCUGAAAAGUGCAGUGGGUUUGAAAUGCAAGAUGGCGCCGGCGGCGGGGCGCUGAGAGGCGCGGCGGCCCCGUGCAGCAGGCAAAGACUGCUAGCUACGUUGGGACUGCUGGUAAUGAUGGCCUGAGCUAACACCUAAUUUGAAGGGGUUCCCUUCCAUUUCAAUGAACAGAAUGCUGAGGAAGCCAUGGCAAAGAAACCUAACUACCCAGUUGUGCAACUGACCUCUGACCAUUUUAUACAGAGAUUGGAAAGCAGCAUCAAUUAGACUCUUACUGCAAGCAGCAUGGGUGAAGACAGCACUGUCACGUGGUCAGCCUCUGAGGUGAUUGGAGUUGUACUUCAAAAGUUUCAGCAGUUCAGCAGUAUGUUGUCUGCCAACAAUAAGCUUUUUACUUGAUGGCACCAUGAAAAAGCUGCUAACAAGACUUGUUGAGCACAAAAGUGGACUUGAAGAACCCAAAGCCAUUGUUUUCAAAUGAAGAAUUCCAAACAGUUGUAACACUCAGUGUUUUUAAAUCACCACUGAGAUUCCUGCACAUUAAAAUGGCCAGCAGGAGAAAAUCAACCACACCUUGCAUGGUCCUUGCUAGCGAACAGGAUCCAGACCUUGAGUUGACAUCAGAUUUGGAUGAAGGUCCACCUGUCCUUACACCCGUGGAAAACGCCAGAGCAGAGAGUGUCUCAAGUGAUGAAGUUCAUGAGCCUAUGGAUUCUGACAAUCAGCAAAAUAAAAAAGUAGAAGGGGGCUAUGAAUGUAAAUACUGUACUUUUCAAACACCAGAUCUAAAUAUGUUUACUUUCCAUGUGGAUUCAGAACACCCCAAUGUAGUGCUGAAUUCAUCCUAUGUGUGUGUUGAAUGCAAUUUUCUUACCAAAAGGUAUGAUGCACUUUCUGAGCAUAAUAUGAAAUACCACCCAGGAGAAGAGAAUUUCAAGUUGAUUAUGGUGAAACGUAACAACCAGACAAUCUUUGAGCAAACCGUGAAUGACCUGACUUUUGAUGGGAGUUUUGUCAAAGAGGAGAGUGCAGAGCAGGCCGAGUCCACAGACACUUCCUCGGGAAUCUCCAUCAGCAAAACCCCCAUCAUGAAAAUGAUGAAAAACAGGGUGGAAAACAAACGGAUCACCGUCCAGCAUAACUCCGCUGAGGAGCUUCCUGAGGAGAAAGAGGAUGAAAUCAAAGCAGAUCAAGAAGAAAAUGUGGAAAAUGUAAGUUCUUCACCCUCCGAAUCCAGUACCGGCGCUUCCCUUGUGAACCGAGUCCACCCAAGCGCGGCCAGCACCGUCCCCGCGGCUGCGCUCCCUGGACUGGCGCAGGUGAUAACCGCAGUGUCCGCUCAGCAGGGCUCCAGCUUGAUUCCGAAAGUCUUAAUCCCCGUGAAUAGCAUUCCUUCCUACCAUGCUGCAUUGGAUAACAAUCCCCUUCUGCUUAGCACCUACAACAAAUUUCCUUAUCCCACAAUGUCAGAAAUUACAGUUCUUUCUGCUCAAGCGAAAUACACAGAGGAGCAGAUCAAGAUCUGGUUUUCAGCCCAGCGUCUAAAGCAUGGUGUUAGUUGGACUCCAGAAGAAGUUGAGGAGGCAAGAAGAAAACAGUUCAAUGGAACAGUACAUACUGUGCCUCAGACCAUCACUGUCAUUCCCACACACCUUUCCACAGGGAGCAAUGGUUUGCCAUCUAUUUUACAGACAUGCCAGAUAGUUGGUCAGCCAGGUCUGGUCCUUACUCAAGUAGGAACAAACACGUUGCCAGUAACAACACCCAUAGCCUUGACAGUGGCAGGGGUUCCAAAUCACACAAAUGUCCAGAAAAGUCAAGUACCUGCUGCCCAGCCUGCUGCAGAAACAAAACCCGCCCCAGCAGCCGCCCCAGCCUCGCAGAACGUCAAGCCGGAAGCAGCAGUAGUAAACCCUGAUUCAUUUGGCAUUCGGGCCAAGAAGACAAAAGAGCAACUGGCAGAACUGAAAGGUAGUUACCUUAAAAAUCAGUUUCCCCACGACUCAGAGAUCAUUAGACUUAUGAAAAUAACAGGUCUGACAAAAGGUGAAAUUAAGAAGUGGUUUAGUGACACACGGUACAACCAGAGAAAUUCUAAGAGCAAUCAGUGCUUACAUCUCAACAACGACCCCACCAGCACCAUCAUCAUUGACUCCAGUGAUGAAACCGCCGAGCCCCCGCCCGUGGCUCCAUCACAGCCCAAACAGUCCUGGCACCCUUUUCCCGACUUCACGCCGCAGAAGUUUAAAGAGAAAACGGCCGAGCAGCUGCGUGUUCUUCAGGCAAGUUUCCUCAACAGCCCUGUACUGACAGAUGAAGAAUUAAACAGGCUAAGAGCACAAACCAAGCUGACCAGAAGAGAAAUCGAUGCUUGGUUUACAGAGAAGAAGAAAUCCAAAGCUUUAAAGGAUGAGAAAAUAGAAACAGAUGAAAGUAAUGUUGGCAGUUCCAAAGAAGAGCCUGGAGAGACUUCUCCCGGAGAGGACUCGGCCGCCCCUAAGUCAGGGAGCACAGGCAAGAUAUGUAAGAAAACCCCCGAGCAGCUGCACAUGCUUAAAAGCGCGUUUGUCCGAACACAGUGGCCAUCACCAGAAGAGUAUGACAGGUUAGCUGAAGAAAGUGGGCUGGCUAGGACAGACAUAGUUAGUUGGUUUGGGGACACCCGCUAUGCUUGGAAGAACGGAAACUUGAAAUGGUACUACUACUACCAAAGCUCUAAUUCCAGCGGCAUGAAUGGUCUGUCUGCCCUUAGGAAAAGAGGGAGAGGCAGACCCAAAGGACGAGGGAGAGGCAGACCCCGCGGGCGGCCUCGAGGAGGCAAAAGGAUGAACCACUGGGACAGAGUAUCAACACUCAUAAAAUUUAAAACUGGAACUGCAGUACUUAAGGAUUAUUACCUGAAGCACAGAUUUCUCAAUGAGCAAGACCUAGAUGAACUUGUCAACAGAUCACACAUGGGCUACGAGCAGGUAAGAGAGUGGUUUGCAGAAAGACAGAGACGAUCCGAGCUGGGCAUAGAAUUAUUUGAGGAAAAUGAAGAGGAAGAGGAAGUUGUAGAUGAUCAGGAAGAUGAUGAAGAGGAAACAGAUGAUAGUGACACCUGGGAGCCUCCACGACAUGUGAAGCGGAAGCUUUCCAAAUCGGAUGACUGAGUCUGCUUAAAAUGUUGAAGGAGAAUCAAUUCUUCAACUCAAGAUGUGUGAUUUACUGUGAAUGGGCCCAGUCUUUGAUGACACUGAAACGUUUUGAGGCACACACUCUCAAAACACAGGACCCAGUAUCCAAAAGAAAUGGAACUUAAUGUGCCAAAGUUAAACUACUGCAGCUGGCGGGAGUUCUGCUGUACAUAGAACACUAAUUACAAAACUACUUGUAAAGAGUCAAGUUUUAAUACAGUACAUUUUUAUUCUGACAGGGUGGAGACCUUUGGAAUCUUGGGCGUUCUGAGGGGUUAUUGACCACUAGGGCUUGUUCUUUCUUUUAGGCCUCUCACUGCUGUGUCUAGUCAGGUGGGCUGUCCUGCCCUGCUCCUUAUCCUUAACAUGUGAUCAAGCUCACAGCUUUGAGUGACCAAACAUUUUACAGAGUAAAAAUUGGUUGAGAUGGGAAGAAAUCAAGCCCUAAUUUCCUUCUGCAUCUCAUUUAUUAGGUCCUGCACCAAGAUUAAAAAUUGUGCAUGGGCUGGGCAUGGUGGCACAUGUCUUUAAUCCCAGCACCAAACCAAAAUACAAGAGAACUUGUGCAAGGGCUUGUACACAUUGCAGUGUUUGAACUGCUUACUUGCAUUGGAGCGGUCAGACUUUGUAUCACUGGCCUUCAUGAUUGGAGCCUUGUGGAGCACACUCAGGCGGCGGCCACCAGCCCUACCUGCAGUACUUUUCCCACUGGUUUUCAAUAGAUGCUGAUUUGCUGCUUUCUCUUUUCUUUUCUUU
Messenger RNA from Jaculus jaculus (lesser Egyptian jerboa), 3995 nucleotides. RefSeq names its product zinc fingers and homeoboxes 1 (gene Zhx1). The transcript is spliced from 6 exons. Gene Ontology annotation, molecular function: DNA-binding transcription factor activity, RNA polymerase II-specific; DNA binding. The coding region runs from base 609 to 3215 and encodes 868 amino acids. NCBI's taxonomy places the organism in Eukaryota, Metazoa, Chordata, Mammalia, Rodentia, Dipodidae. The record is from RefSeq and is a predicted model, not a curated record. Gene Ontology annotation, biological process: regulation of transcription by RNA polymerase II. Gene Ontology annotation, cellular component: nucleus.